CCGGAAGUUAUAUUGAAUAGAAAUCUUGUUUCCCCCCUCAACUCUAGAUUCUUCGGCACUCUAGAACUACUUUUGAAAAACUCUAUGGCUGAAUGUGAAGGACUCUCCGCUUAGGUCUAUGAUAUUUGAAGCGUCGUUUUUUUCCUUCCGAAGGAAACGGUAGCUUAGGUGUCUUUUGUGAGUGCAGUUGGGUUCUGUGGAUUCCCCCCUGGUUCCUGAAAAUGUAUAUGCUGGUUGAAUCCCAUUCAAACAAUGUUCUUCAUUUAAAGAGGUCACCUGGCAUAAGAUCGUGGUCUCUUCUUGUAGGAAUCUCUUCUGUGGGCCUGGCUGCUGCUUACUACAGUGAAGAUAGUAUUGGAUGGAAACUCUUCUAUAUUGCUGGCUGUCUUUUUGUAGCUGUGCAAAAUCUUGAGGACUGGGAGGAAGCUGUAUUUGAAAAGGAUGCAGGAAAAGUUUUUCUGGAGACAUUUAGCCUUUACAAAAAGUUACUGACCCUGUCAAGGGCUGGCCAUGAACAAGUGGUCUUUCCUUUGGAUGAAAUUCGAGCCGUGAAUGUGCAGGAGGAAAAAAUACGUUAUUUUGGGAAGGGCUACUUAGUUGUCUUGAGAUUUGUCACGGGGCUUUCGCAUCCUCUGACUCAGAACGCAGUGAUGGGCUGUAGAAGUGAUGUAGAAGACAUGGCCAAGCUCAUUACUAGCUUUCUUGAGAUGAAUAGAGUGUCAAAUCAUCGAGAUCCUGAAAGCAGCAGUGAAACAGACGGAAGUGACGUAGAUGACCCCAGGGACAAGCAUUAACAUGAACUCUGAUGCACAGGAAGCAAGAGCUCUCUUCAUUCUAGAAGACUGUAUGUUCCCACUGAGUUCACGUUUUGGUGUCUCCUAUAGAAAUGACUGAAAAUACAGAAAGAUUUAUAAUAGUUUGAAAUUCUACACAUAGUAUCUUUUGAAUACCGAAUCACAAAACUACUUCUGUUACAUUUUUUUAUUCCUGUUCAGAGGAAACUUCUACCAUAAUUCAGUAUUCAAAAGAUAGUAUGUAUAUGAAAAAAACCCCUCUUAAAUCCUAUAAUAGAGGACAUUUUUGUUAAAGGCAUAGGUGUGAGCCUAACCUAUAUUUUCGUAUUCUGUUUCUUUUAAAAAGGAAGACAGGAAAUGUACUGGAAAUGUAUAGCCACUAAGUUGUAUUGAUCUAAAAAAGGUUUAUUUUAAGGUGUUUGACUUUCAUCUUCAGGCUUUAAACAUUUAUCUCAAGAGCAUUUAAGUGUCCUGAUUUGGCAGACACACUUUUGUUGACCUAUUCAUGAUACAGACUUUAAAAUGUCUAGGAUUAGACACUUUUAUAUACAGUGUAUUUAAACUGUCAACUGCUUAUAAAGUAGCUAAUAUUUAAGUUUUUUUUAAAAGGUCUCCACAAUAUUUGAUAUUCAGUAUUGAGCUUUCUGGUCAGAUCCACAAUCCUUGUAGUAAAGCUUUCUCCACAUUUCUUCUAACUAUGAUGUAUGUACUUUAAAAAAAAUAGAAGUAAGGAAAGUUUGGGAAAAUGCUAUAGGAACCCAUCAUGUAGGUACUUGUGAAUUUCAAUGAAGUAUUAAUGAAUGGAAAUGAUUGUAUACUUUUCUAGCUCAAGUCUGUAAAGCUUGUGAUUUUUCUAUAAACUAUAUAUAAAAUUUGGUGGUUAAAAUUUGGCGAAUAACAUUUUCUUGCUUUGAAAUACACAAUAAUUAGUUGAAAUUUUCUCUCACCAUAUUUUAAGUAACAGCUAUCAAUCCCUGCCUCCUCAAAUGCUGUGUUUGCAAGUCUGGAAUAUUCCAUGGGCCUCGGAAAUUCAAGUUGCAGCAGUAUCUCGGGCUUCAUUUAUUCCCCUCCAUUGGAUAAGGUCUUUUUUUUAUCAUU
This is a messenger RNA of Gekko japonicus, 1892 nucleotides long. RefSeq names its product chromosome unknown open reading frame, human C17orf62. Bases 222 to 794 code for a protein of 190 amino acids. The transcript is spliced from 7 exons. NCBI's taxonomy places the organism in Eukaryota, Metazoa, Chordata, Lepidosauria, Squamata, Gekkonidae. The record is from RefSeq and is a predicted model, not a curated record.